Molecule: messenger RNA, 2418 nt
Organism: Bactrocera latifrons
Lineage: Eukaryota; Metazoa; Arthropoda; Insecta; Diptera; Tephritidae
Exons: 6
Coding region: 359-2338 (659 amino acids)
Biological process (GO): regulation of transcription by RNA polymerase II; cell differentiation; anatomical structure morphogenesis
Molecular function (GO): RNA polymerase II cis-regulatory region sequence-specific DNA binding; DNA-binding transcription factor activity, RNA polymerase II-specific
Source: RefSeq, a predicted model, not a curated record
UACACGCUUUUAUUUUAUAAGAUCUGCGUCGUGCUUCAAAUUAUUUCUUGGAAAUUUUCAAGUGACUCUGUUUUAUAAUUUGGUGUCUAACGCAUUUACCAAAAGACUGUUUCGCAAAGCUUAAUAAUUUCGUCAACAUCUAAUGAAUUAUUACAAACAUAUUUUACAUUGCACAAUAAUUGGGUAACAAAGUUAAAUUAAAACAAUGCAUUUGUUUAAUUAAUGCGUUUACUUCAGUUCGGAUUUUCUAUCUAAAUUUCCGAGCUAGUUGCAAAUCAGUUCAUCAGAUACAUGCACACUAUAUCCAUAAGUCUUUUAUAGGCAAUACUUGUAUAAAUUUAAAAGCAGAAAUAAUAUAAUGCCUUUAAACAAUAAUAGUAAUAUGAAUGAAUCCGAUGAAGAGCAUGACCUUACAAGCUUAUCUUGGUUAAUGGAGUUACGAAAUCAAAAUUUUAGCUGGACAAAUGACAUGCAACAGGUUAAUUUGAACGCCGAUGAAAUGAAUAAUCGACACAACAUAAAAUGGUCUCACGAAGCAAGUGGAGGACAAAAAGAUGCGUAUGAUAAAACAAGUCUGUUUAAGAAUAAAGACAAUUCCAACGACAAAAUCAAUUAUGUUUUCAAUAGUGAUUAUAUUCUGCCAGCAAUCAGUAAUGGAAUACUGCUUAAUGAAUUUGAUAAACAACAAAAAGAACCAAGUUCAAGCAGCGAUAUUGAUAAAAAUAUAACUAAACGAAAUUGCAUUGGUAAAUCCCUUGAAAAAACAUGUAGAAAAUCGUUUAAAGGAAUGUACUUUCAACAGCAGCAAUUGAAAGUGCAAAUAAAACGAGCUACCCCAAUCGAGCGCUAUGAAAUAUUUCUGGAAAAAGUUAAAAGAGUACUUGUAGAAUAUCAGAAAUCAGCAAUUAACUAUCAAACGGACACAACAGAGAAGCCGCCAUUUAAUUACUCCCAUAUAAUCGGUAUGGCAAUGUUGGAAAAUGGACGAGUGACGUUGCAACAAAUAUGUUCUUGGAUAGAAACAAAAUUUGCUUAUUUUCGGGUUAGAAAAAAAUGGAACAAUUCCAUAAGGCAUAAUUUAUCGCUACAUCAAUGUUUUCGUAAAAUAGACCGUAAAAAAUUUGAAAAAGGUAAAGGUGGUUAUUGGGAACUGGGUGUUGAUCCUCGUAAAUGUGACAGGAAGCGCAUAAGGAACAGAAAAAGUUCACAGCAUAAAAUUAGACAAAUGCAGCAUCAGCAUCAACAUCAACCGCAGAAAUUGCAAAAACAUCCGUUAAGCAAAAAUAAAAAUAAAAAAAUUACACAGGAAACAAAGACUAUGGUUGUGCUUAAUCGACAAAGCCCGAUAAACAUAUCAUAUAAAGAAUUACAAAAACUAAAAACUGGAAGCUAUUAUAGUGAUUGUGGUCAACAACAAGUUAACGAAAUGCACACAGUUUGUCCAGCCAAUUCUACCAGUGCCAGUAGUCAUUUGUUGCUUGACGAGCUCGACAUUCAACAAAACAUCGAUGUUGUCAGCUGUUGCCAACAGUCGCAACAGGAGCAUAAAAUAUUUAUUACAAGUAUGGCGGAAGAAAUCCCGGCAGCAAUUAAUAGUGUACCUAAUGAUAACAGCCCGAAAACUAUUGAAUUACUACAGAAUAGUAAGCUACAACAAUAUCAGCUCGGUACAAUUAUAAUUAGUGCACCCACCACAAAAUACGGUAGCAUUUCCGACUUCGCUGCUUCAACGGGAUCUAUUAACUGUUUUAUUAAUGGCGACUAUAUUGACGACAAAACACAUAAACUACAGCACAGUUUCAACUGCAUAAAAGGCGACGAUAUACAAACCACAUGCGAGAAUGUAAACUCAUAUGCGGAUAAAGAUGUAUUAUCUGAAAAAUCUAUAAAACUCAAGUAUAAUUGUGAAUGGAAUGCAGACAAUCCUCAUACCAAUACAAUAACUACAUUUACACCAUUUAUUCCAUAUUCUACAACUACGAGCAAAUAUGUUCCAUCAGUCUUUAUUAACAGCGUCGAGCAAGAAAAUAACGUUUUAAUUUCCCACUCAAUAAUGCCAAACGUUGUCGUUGAGCAACUGUUGCAGCCCUCUGGAUUACAAUACACACUUACUCCCUCUAUGGCUACAAGAGAAGCGACUAUAGUGACGCCACAAGUUACUACUAAUGAGAUGAACAAUAUAAACUCAGAGCAAAAUAAUCAACAAUUACCGGCGAUUGACAGUAUACGUCCAUAUAUUGACGGCGUAGAAGAAGCAUUUCAAUACCUACGCAGCAUGGAUAACAACCGUGAAGAUCUAUUAGAUAAUUUCUUAGAUAUCUCUGUGAGUGACUACUAAACUCAAUUACUCGAUUACAUAUAAAUAUUAUACUUGGCUCCAAAAUAAUAAAAUCACAAAUAAAUAUCUGAUAUAAUAUU